CAAGCAAAGUAACCCAAACAAUUUUAUUUGUCCUUCUUUAAUUAUUUCCCCACCUUCCUUACCUUUUCCCCACGCACAUGAUGGCAUGCUAUGCUUACUAUUUUACUCCCAGCCAAACCACUCCAAAAUCAAAUUGAAAUUGAAAUAGGAAUUGAAAAUUGAACAUUACGCGUCCCCAACCCCAAAGCACUCACUUAUUUUAAAACCCCCAAUAACUCCAAAAAAGACAACACCAACAACACACACAACCUUUCAUUUCACCAUCAUACCAAACACAAUCUCAACCCUUUGCUGCUGCUUCUACUCCUAACAUGGUUCCAGAAAGACAGCACGGUGGCGGCGGAGGAGCACCGCACGGCAUUCUUCUAGCCGUCGUUGUAGCUAUAGUGGUAAUCGUCCCUUUCCUUCUCGGAGAUCAAGGUGAAGCCGUCACCGAAGCUAUAUCGGAGCUGUUAAGUCCACUCGGUCUUCUUCUCUUACCAAUCAUCCUUCUCCUCACUAUUCAGUUCCUCUCCUCCGAACGCGGCUCGUUCAUCUCAGCAAUUUUCUCCACCGGAGAACCUGAUACCAUCCACCGUGUCAGUGGAUCUCCCUUCGGCGUCGCGCUCUUCCUCGUCAUCAUUCUUGUCCUUUUGUAUAACCGUUUUUCUAUCUUCGGCGGUGGCGACUCAGAUGACUGAAACUGAAACUCUACUUGUUUUUCUAGAUCUGACUCUCAGCUUUUUAUUUUUUUAUAUUUUGCUAAAGCGCGCCGUUGUGUAUAUGUUAGUAUUAUUAAUUAGUAUGAGUCUAUUUUGUAAGGAAAAAGAAGUUGAGUAUGGGAAAGGAAUUUGAAUUUGAUCA
This is a messenger RNA of Lathyrus oleraceus (garden pea), 843 nucleotides long. RefSeq lists its product as uncharacterized. Lineage: Eukaryota; Viridiplantae; Streptophyta; Magnoliopsida; Fabales; Fabaceae. The record is from RefSeq and is a predicted model, not a curated record. The transcript has a single exon. The coding region runs from base 312 to 680 and encodes 122 amino acids.